AUGGGGCAAUGUAGAAGAGCAAAGAAGUAUGCAUUGAUUCUUGUUGAAGGUAGCCUUGUUGAACAUUAUGGUAAGCUAUGGUCAUAUGGUCAUGAGAUUUUAAGCACAAAUCCUAGGUCAACUGUGAAACUAGAUAUGGAGGAUGGUCCAAAUGGAAAGAAAUAUUUUAGAGAAUUAUUUUGUGCUAUUGGGAGGGAUGCAAAUGACAAGAUAUAUCUUAUUGCUUGGGCAGUGGUUAAUGUGGAGAACAAGCAGAAUUGGAAGUGGUUUUUAGAGCUUCUCAUUGAUGAUCUAAACUUGAAUUUAGGCAAUGGUUUCAGUUUAAUGUCAGACCAACAUAAGGUACUACCAACUGGAUUAAACCAGUUUGAGGUAAGGGGAGCAACAGAUGCAUAUGAGGUGGACUUAGAAAGGAAAACAUGUUCAUGUAUGUUGUGGCAAUUGAAUGGAUAUGGAUGUGCUCAUUUUGUAGCUAGCAUAUCAUUUCUUAAUAGGGAUGUAGAAGCCUACAUAGACAACGUGUUUAGCACAAUCACGUUUAGGAAGGCAUACAAUUACAGAAUUGCCCCCAUGAAUCGCAGUGACAUGUGGUCAGAGACAAAUUAUACUCCACCAUUGCCUCCUAUUAGUAGAAGGAUGCUUGGUAAGCCAGCUACUAAGAGGAAGAAAUCCACUACAAAGAAUAUAGGAACACAUAAGGUUUCUAAAGCUGGAAAGAAAAUCAGAUGUAGUAUUUGCAAGGAGAUAGGUCACAACAAGGCCACUUGUCCACAGAGAAGGCCCCAAAAGUUAAAUGUGAAGAAACAUAAGAAACAAAAAGGUAGUACAAGUAAACCGCAACAACAUAAAGAGGUUGAAAUGACUCCAAUUCAGAUGGAUACUACACAAAAUGAUAUGCAAGUUACUCCUACUGAUGUUGAAUCUAGUAGUGCAGGGGAUUUUAGUCAAUCUAUGCAACUUACUCCACCUAGAAGUUAUGAAUGUGAUGAGGGUGUUGUGGGUGAGGAAGCUGGUGUGGUUGAGGAAGUUGUUGUUGUUGAGGAAGUUGUUCAAAGUGAGGAGGUUGAGGAGGGUGAGGAAGGUUUUCAAGAUUAUGAGGUUCAGCAGGCAAGGGUUAGGCCAAUUUCAGAGCUUUUGAAGAGGAUAAGGAGAAGAGAGUCAGAGAGAAUAUUGAAGCUGAAAUUAGGCAAAACAAUUAGUGGUGUUAAUGAUCCAGGAAAUUUUAAGGGAAAAGCUCUUGUAAUUGAUUAA
Lactuca sativa (garden lettuce) is the source of this 1251-nucleotide messenger RNA. The record is from RefSeq and is a predicted model, not a curated record. NCBI's taxonomy places the organism in Eukaryota, Viridiplantae, Streptophyta, Magnoliopsida, Asterales, Asteraceae.